UACAUCUGUCGCCGCAGGUCAUCUCUAGUUGUUGCCACAUUUCUAGGUGCCAAUUUUAACUUCCUGCUCGCAAUCCACAUCUUCAGAGCAUGGCGGUCACUGUCUUGGGAGCCAGCAAGUGAAUGGGAGGGUCCAGGAUUCUCCUUGGACCGAAAUGGAGCACGCCUUAUUUGCGGCCUUUUCUCUGCCUACUUCGCUGCGGCAUCAGCAAUUUGCGUGUUUGGCAUCGCAGGCAUCAUCAAAAACAUUCCUCGUUUUCUUCGCAUCUACCGCAAUUACAUGAUAGGCGACUUCGCGUUCUUCACGCUCUUUGCUUCCUUGGCAUCUUCGGCUGUCAUUGACCCCUCGUCUCGUUCAAAUGUGUGUGAUAAUAUAUCUCGGCAGCAAGACUUCCUCCGUGAUGCAGUAGACCUUGGCCUGAACGCCGAGAAUUGCGAACAGUGGUUCGAGCGUGGUGUGAUAGUUUUUAUGGCUGUUCUUUUGUUUGUGAUCGUAGUCAGGCUUCACUUCAUCUUCGCAAUAUCGCGGUACUACACUCAUCUUGUCCGAAGCCAGGGAUUCGGGUUGAUGUAUGAAGAUGCCGUAUCUACGGAUCCUGAGCGGCAUCACGACGACUUUGCUAUGCAUCGCGUCUAUCUCUUACCUACCCAAACCAGUGCAAGCAAGCAGCUGGACAUUAUGGAUGCACCGUUGUACGCGCCAGUCCCACUUUCUCAGUUGUCAUCACAGGUGGCACAGGAACUCCGCGCUAACGCCGAGGAAGUUUGGGUCAGUCGUGGGCGGUCAUCUUGGGAUGGUGUUCGUGCGGCACAUUUACUACAGGUUGGGCAACAGGAAGCCGCUUCUAGCGGGCCCAUCUACCUGACAGAAGAAAAGUGCUAG
Pisolithus orientalis is the source of this 882-nucleotide messenger RNA. RefSeq lists its product as uncharacterized. The record is from RefSeq and is a predicted model, not a curated record. The transcript is spliced from 3 exons. NCBI's taxonomy places the organism in Eukaryota, Fungi, Basidiomycota, Agaricomycetes, Boletales, Pisolithaceae. The annotation marks the transcript as partial.